Molecule: messenger RNA, 3978 nt
Organism: Parus major (Great Tit)
Lineage: Eukaryota; Metazoa; Chordata; Aves; Passeriformes; Paridae
Gene: WIPF1
Product: WAS/WASL interacting protein family member 1
Exons: 9
Coding region: 266-1081 (271 amino acids)
Molecular function (GO): actin binding
Source: RefSeq, a predicted model, not a curated record
GCCGCUUCCUGCCGCUAUAAAUAGCGCCCGGCCCAACAUGUCCCGGCCGCCGCAGCGGCUGCAGCGCCGGCGGGACCCGCCGUGCCCUCCCGCCGCCUCGCCCGCACGGAGCGCGGAUUGUGCAACCUGGGAAAUGUUACUGCAAUUUAAUUAACUUCAGAAAGUGUAUUCUGGACUGAAUUGACCAGACCUCCUAUUCUAUGCAAGCAUCUCCUGCUGGUGACCAGGUUUCUUAGCAAGAGCAGACAGAGCUCAGCCUUCCACCAUGCCUGUGCCUCCCCCUCCAGCUCCCCCUCCACCCCCAACACUGGCCUUGGCGAAUACUGAAAAGCCAUCCCUAAGCAGGUCAGAACAAGCAGGGCGAAAUGCUCUAUUAUCUGAUAUUACCAAAGGAAAAAAGCUCAAGAAGACUGUUACUAAUGACAGAAGUGCUCCAAUUCUAGACAAACCCAAAGGAUCUGGUGGAGGUGGCUUUGGAGGAGGUGGCAGUGGCGGGGGUUUUGGUGGUGGCGGUGGUGGCGGCUUCACUGGCGGUGGACCACCUGGCCUUGGAGGCCUUUUUCAAGCAGGAAUGCCGAAGCUCAGAUGUACUGCAAAUCGAGAUGCUGGUAAGAAAGACCUUAAAUUUUCAGGACCGCUGCCCCCGCCGCCCGGCGAGAGGCCGCCGCCGCCCGUCAGAGACCCGCCCGGCCGCUCAGGCCCGCUCCCACCACCUCCUCCCAUCAGCAGGAACGGAAGCACCUCGAGGGCUUUGCCCACUACUCCCCAGCUGCCUUCCCGGGCAGGGCUGGACAGCCAGAGAGGUGGACCGCGACCUCCGCUUCCCCCCGACCGGCCGGGCUCGGCAGCGCCACCGCCACCACCGCCACCUUCAGCGGCUGUCAGAAACGGCUUCCAGGAUCCAGGUGAUGAUGAAUGGGAAAGCAGAUUUUCUUUUCAUCCAAUAUCUGAUUUGCCACCUCCAGAGCCGUAUGUACCCAUGAACAGAAGUUAUCCAAGUAAACUAGCAAGAAAUGACAGUAGAGGUGGGUCUGUCCGAAAAGAAAGAGGUGCCCCCCCACUCCCACCUAUACCAAGGUGAAAUGGGUUCUGGCCCAUCUUUGGGUGACGUCUGUUUGCAAGUUUCCUUCAAGUCAGCUCUCCUGUCCACAUGACUGGAAAGUUGUCUGUCUUGAUUGAUUUCCACUCUUGGCUUGUCAGCUGGAACAAACUUCAGUCUCUAUUACAGAAGUAAUAGAUACGGCUUAUGGACUAUAGUUGCUCAAAGCUAUGAAUUUUAUUCGCUUAAACUGCAGGCAUUUUGUGGACCCUACAGACCUUAUGUGCAUCAUGCUUACUGUGUCCAACCCCACUCCCUGGAGAGCUCUGUGGGAGAUCUGGCUUUGAAUUUGAUAGAGCUUGAACAAAGUUGUUUCAUUCACUUUGGGUACAGUAGCCAUAUUAUUUUAAUGAUGAAGUAUUUGGUGUUUAAAAAACCAGUUGCUGGGUAAAAAAGUGUAGCCAAGAGUCCCCUGGAUCCUUCUUUGCAUGCUUACUCAGCCUAUCUGCUUCUGCAAGCCAUAGACCUACUACAUGGUGACAAAGAGUUCAUCUUUAACUUUUUUACUUCAACUUAGUCAAGCAAACCUUAAACAAUGCACAGCACAUCCUGCCUCAAGGAUGGAGUGUCUCUGGCCCUUUUUUUUCCUACAGAUAUCUUCCAAAGAAAAGCACAAGGGAAGAAUUCAUCAGCAUAAGAAUAUAUAUUUUUUUAACCCUCUUUCCUAUUUUUUUAAUAGUGUUACAUGUUGUGUGACCUAAUUCUUUCCUACUCUUAUGUGGACCAACCCACAUCAUGUCAUCCGUGCCCUGGAUUACUGUAAUGCCCUCUGCCUGAUACUGCAUGCGAAGAGUCCUCAGAAAGUAGUCUGAGUGCAAACCCAGCAAUUAUUAUAGUUGCAGGCUCCUCCUGUAAAGCAUCACUAAUGCCAGUGCUCCACAGACUGCUUUCCAGUUGUUUCUUUGGUACAAUUAAAUGAUGGGGUUUGACUUAAGAAGCUUCUUGGCACUUAGGUCACAAGUCUCAGAGAGCUUGGUUGACUUCCAUUAUGGCAGAGAAGCCAAGGUCAAAAAUGUUCCUCAGUGAAAGCCCUUUGAUGGUGUGAGGGGGGUCCAGGGUUUGUACAUUGAACUGGGAGCAUCAAAAAUUUUCCAUCUGCGGUGGUUCAAGAAAAAUGGGCAGAUUUGGUUUUCUGAGUUGGUCAUGAAGCCUGUCCUUUCAAACUUUGCUGGAAGGAGUCUCAACAGAAAGUGGCAAGGCUUACAUUGAUAGAAGAAAGUAAAGUAUUUUAACGUUGUGGUUAAUAUGUUUAAUAGCUUUUGAAUUUUGUGUGUGAGAAAAAAUCUCAUAGUAUGAGUGAAUUUUACAAGUGGAUCUAAGUGUGUAUAAAAUGCCUUUGGAAAUUAGAGGAAGAUUGUCAUUUUGGAUUUGAAAUACUGGUGAAUGAUAGCUCUUUGUUAAUCGGGCCUCUGAAGUUUAGCUCUGAAAAAUGUCCCCUCGGUCUCAUCAGCAGUAGAUUUCUUCAGUGUGUUCCUUGGGAUCCUUACCAAGCCUGUGUCAGCAGCCGUGCUUCACAGGAUGUUGCUCAAAAAAAUCCAAAAUAAAACAUAGAAACUAGUCAUGUAGGUUAAGAAAAUGUUUCUCUAGCAUGGGAGACAUGAUCCUAAGUAUACUCUGCGGCUAGAAUGAGGUCAGUUCUUGAAAAUCUAGGGAAUUUAGCCAAAGAGUCUGGACCCUGCUGAAAUGUCUGUGCAUAGGGCUUUUUUGCUCUGUCCGUGAGCGGGGAGGGGCAGAUCCGCUUUCUGCCUGGCAGCCUGGACAUCACAUUGCAGGGGAUGAGACUAGAGUUGGAUUUGGCCAGAUCAAAUUUAAUUUGGUCUUUUCAGUGUUUGUUUACAAAAUCUUGUUAGCUGUGAUAGCAUUUGAUUAUGUACCUGUUUUUACAUUUUUUGUAUCUAAUGACUUAACUUACUGUUUAUGGUCUUGAACCUGCAAUUAAAUGCGCAGGCGCAGGGAUGUAUCUACAUCCAGUUGCAGGAUCCUGGCUGUAAGAGUUUCUUAAACAGAUACUGGUGGGACCUCCACGUAACAGGUGCACCUUGGGAUCAAACCUGGCACAAUGCUGAAUUUGUAUAUGUAUUUUAUGGAUGCCACUUAAAGUGCCUGUCUCUUUGGGAUAUUAUUUUGUGAAUAAAAGUCCAAAUAAGAUUUUUAGGAUAAUAACUUAAAGGAUAAAUUAUUCUAUUCGUAUUUUAAAACUGAAGCACUUAAUACCUUUCUAAGGAACAAUAUUUUGAAUUUAAGAAUACAAUAUUUUCAGUACCUUAACCUGCCAAAUCCUUGUUAAUAUCCAAAUAGCUAUGCAGCCAAAAAAACCCCAAGCCUUCAGAAAUAUCUUUUUUAUAACUUACCUGCUUCCAACAUGACUGUUUUCCAUUUGCUAAGUCAAUGAAAAUGUUGCCCAGUGUUCUGCCAGUUCUCUGUAUCAUUCAAAUUGUCUUAUAUUUGAUCAUUUCAGCAACGUUUGCUGACCAGAAAUCUAGACCACUACCAAAGAUUUGGAAAACCAGCUUCAGUUUCACUUUAAAAUGGGCCGUGUAAAAGGCCUCCAGUUAACAAGCCAAGAAUCCUGAGCUGCUUAUGUUUUAGCAAUUUUUUUCACUCUAGAAACGUCUUCAGAAUAGAUGUUUGGCAUACAUGUAAAACAGCUUAAUCCUGCAGAAAGGGGCAUUUUUGUUCACAUAACAACAGCAUUUCCAUUUAUAUGUGUUGCUGUAGAAGUCCCUAGAUAUAUUCCAGAACAAUGCAGCAUUUUAUCAUUCAAUAUAUUGCUUCAUGUAGCAGUAGCUAUUUACAAUAUGAUCAGUAUUAUAGUAUUUAUUUCACUAUGAAGUGUUAAAAAAGAAUAAUACAAAACAUGUUGAAUCAAUGGUGCCUUA